AUGGUGGCUGUUGAAUGCAAUGACAAGCAACUAAGCUGUCUUCUAGCUGGUGAUACUCCAACAAUACAAAUUUUAUCCUGGAGGCUUAAUCUCAUGAAAACUAGUGUGGUACUUGCAUCUCAUAAUGUUCCAAAAAAAGGCAGAGGGACAAUCUCGUGGAAAUCGAGUAGAUAUGGCUCUAAUAUUUACAGACCUAGUGAAUCUACCAGCAGUCUUAAAAACAUAUCAACUACUAAGAAAUUUGACAUAAUUGUGAUAUCCGCUAUAUCAAUGAAGGAACUUCAAAACACCUGUGAUUUAGUCUUCAAAUUUUGUCACCAGAAAACUAUAAUUAUUGUUGAUUCCAAUUUUGCAGUGGAACUAGACCAUUUCGUGGUUUCGCAAUUCUCAUCAGAUGAUCCAAACAAGAAUAAACCAACUGUUUUAGCAAUGCUUUGUGACGCUGAAGUCCGAAUGAUAUCCACAAGUUCAUAUUAUUUGGCUAAUGAUUCUUAUAAAUAUUUGUUUGGAAUAACUUACAAGACUAACCAGGCGGAAUUGAAGUAUUGGCAAAACCUUGAACGUGUACGUGAGCUUUUUAAGGAUCCAAGUUCUAAACUUAACAAAUUCUUACAACAACUUGGGAGCGAUAAAAUAGGAAAAUUAAUACGACUAGUACCGUCAACGCAAAAAAGCACCAACGAGAUGGCGUUGGAAGUUUGGUAUCGUGUAAUCCCCAGGAUUGCCGUUCAUAUACUAUCAAUUGUGUUCCAACAAAGCGACUACGAUAAACUAUUAGGUGAAAGUGGCCCUAUGAGUGUGUUUAAAGAUUUGGUUUUUGAGUUAGUGAAUAUUUCUUCCCAUCAAGCAGGCGGUAUUUUAAAAGACUUUGUGAAUGAUAAUUAUAGUGAAGAAGGCAGUAAAAAUCCUGCAUUAUUGUCAAUGAUUAACUUUAAUAAUGUAGUAAGAUUGGCCAAAAGAAAGAAGCAUAAAUUAGAAAAAUACGUUCCAUCAACAUCACCACAGCGCUUAAACCUAAAUUUUGAGGCUUACUGUUUUUAUUAUAGGAUUGAAUUUCCAGCAAACAUAUUAUUGUACCAACCUAUACUUAUUGCAGAUAGGUUUGGACUAAGAUCUUCUAGCUUGAACUUUUUGUUUGGUGUCUAUACUCAGUAUCUAGCUAUGACAAAGUUCUCAACAGACCGCGACAUCUUCAAUAAGCAGGAUAAAUCGUUUCUAUUCGGCCCUCAAAAUCAUUUCAACAACAAUUCAUCAGGAACUCUGCAACCCUUUUCAUGGGACUCUUCUAGGAUGUCAUUAAAACCGCCGCCUAAAAGACCAGUGAAGAAGAAGAAAGUAGAAGGAGGAAGAGAAUCUAAGAAUGGAAGUGACAGAAGGGAAAGGUCGAAGGACAAGAAAGACAGAACCAUUAAGCAAAGUAAAAAGAAAAACGUAGUUAAGGAAAGCACAGGCGAACAGCUGAAAGAGACAUCUGGGCAGACCAAAGAACCUGAAGGUUCAAAAAGAAAACAGUUAUUAAGAGAUUCUGAUACUAUGCUGACAAUCAUGUUACAGGCAAAAGUUGAUUUAAAUCGGCAUUUAUCACCGGAUUUGAGACCACAUUCUGAUUUAGAUUUACCCUUAGACUUACAAGCCCUUUAUCUUGGGGCUGAAACAUAUGACUUUGGGGUCCAUAUGUCUCCAAAAGUACACAUGUCUCCCAAAGGUCCUAUAUUGUCACCUACAAGGGAAUUAUUUGUUCCAUUGUUAACAGAUAAAGGAGACCGAUACGAAGAAGGAAGUCAGAGCGAUAUGACCGAAUAUACCGAUGCGAAGGAUGAAAUUGAAAUAAUGAAAGACGGUCAACGGAAAGUCAUUAUAGCAAAAUCAAAUCCUAUAAAAUUAGAUCAUAGUCAUAGGACUAGCGCCGAACGACAAUCUGAAGAUAAUGGUUGUGAAGAGGAUUAUGACGAUGAUGACGAUGAUGACGGCGAAGACGAUGAUGACGAUGAAGAAGAAGAUGAUGAAGAAUCUGAGCAAGACUAUAACGAAGAUAACGAUUGUGCUUAUGAAGGAGAAGAUAAUAGUGGAGGACCGUACUCUAAUCGAGAAAUGAUUCGUCCAAUGAAGCGUCGAACCCACGACGAAGAGAUGUGCGUUGUAGAUUCGACGAUCAGCUUACCCAGCUUCCAAAGAAAAGAUCGGAAUAACUUACAAUACGCAAGCCAAUAUCCUGAGAGUCUUGGAGAAUUUGGGCGGCCUUUAACAAUGAAGUAUGCUACUGAAUUGGAGAAGCAAAUUCGUUUAGAACCCUUUACCAUGUCCAAAUACUAUCAAGAAGUAUAUCAUCCAGAUGAAUUUGACCCAACAAAUACUCAUACACCUUUAAAUAGUACCAUGUUAAAACAAAGCGGAACCGCUCUUUCUGCUAAAUCACGCCAGUCAUUGGAUCCACAAACUGUAAGCAAGUUGUGGAAGUUUCAAAGAAGGCAACACAUGGAAAUGGGCCAAAUUUCAAGACCAUUAACCACUCCUGAGGACAGUUUGCUUCAACACUUGCUGAUUCUUAAAAGAGCAAAUAUGGGUGGUAUUCUUAAUGUGACAACAAGCAGAUAUGGAGAUGUCGAUACAUCUGAGACCAUUUAUCAAGACUGGAGGAACGGCGAGGGUGAAGUAUAUAGAAUGCGACGCAAAGGACAGAAUGAACUUUAA
Eremothecium cymbalariae DBVPG#7215 is the source of this 2691-nucleotide messenger RNA. It is a transcript of the gene OSW2, whose product is annotated as Osw2p. The transcript has 2 exons. Gene Ontology annotation, cellular component: cytoplasm. NCBI's taxonomy places the organism in Eukaryota, Fungi, Ascomycota, Saccharomycetes, Saccharomycetales, Saccharomycetaceae. The record is from RefSeq and is a predicted model, not a curated record. The coding region runs from base 1 to 2691 and encodes 896 amino acids.